AUGACCAUAGUCUCAGAUGAUCCCACUUGGUGGCCAUCCAUCGAUGUACAUCGUUUUGCUAGCUAUUUUGCAGUUGCCGCCUUCGUUGGAAUAACAUAUGAUUGGGCACUAACAUUCGGACAAGAGGUCGAAUUGGUCUGGAGACAACGGUGGUCGCUCGUGACAGUGCUGUAUCUCAGUGUGCGCUACCUUGGGAUCCUAUCUGCUGCUCUGUCCAUGGUCGACAAUGUUCCGACCAUCUCGCUGACAGAUACAGUGAGUCUUCUGUAUAAAUGCCUGCCAUUCCCCUCAAAUUAA
Molecule: messenger RNA, 297 nt
Organism: Suillus plorans
Lineage: Eukaryota; Fungi; Basidiomycota; Agaricomycetes; Boletales; Suillaceae
Exons: 8
Coding region: 1-297 (98 amino acids)
Source: RefSeq, a predicted model, not a curated record